AUGGCUGAUUUCAGAUCUAAAUCAUGGGGAGAGAGGAGAGUGGAGAGCUUUGAUGCCUAUAGAAGCACACGGCCCCCUGGUUUCACAGACCUCAGAUGUUACAGUCUUUCCUAUGCCCAACAGCAACAACCCCAUGACCUGUACAAUUACAAUUUCAAGAAAGGGGGCAACAAGACUUCUAGUUCAAACCCAACUUCUAACAAGUGGGGUUUGAGCAGUUGCUUGAAUGAUCCAGAGUUGCAGAGGAGGAAGAGGAUUGCAAGCUAUAAGAUGUAUGGAGUUGAGGGCAGGAUGAAAGGGUCAAUAAAGAGGAGCUUCAGAUGGCUUAAAGACAGUUUGGAAUGA
Molecule: messenger RNA, 345 nt
Organism: Amborella trichopoda
Lineage: Eukaryota; Viridiplantae; Streptophyta; Magnoliopsida; Amborellales; Amborellaceae
Product: DUF3511 domain protein (DUF3511)
Source: RefSeq, a predicted model, not a curated record